AUGCUUUCCAAAGCUGCAUACGCAGCUCGUGUAUGCCGAACAUGUCGCGUCCAGCUCCAGCUCAAUAACUGCCACUACAGGCCGGCCAUACUUACUCCUCAACCCUUACGUUUUGGAAGGCUGCGAUACUCGACGAACACUACCGACGAUGCUGAUCACAAGCCCGAAACAGCUGAAAAGCCCGUCGAGGAAGCGAAAGAAACCGUCGGUGAAAAUGCUACCCCCGCGGUGAAGCCGGAACCAGCGGAAACCCUCGCGACCGAAAGCGACAAACCUCUCGAGCCGACGUCUAAGCCAAGGCCGCGCAGGAAUGUCAGGCGCGGCAUCAACCACAGAUUCGAUCUCGAGACUCCCAGUCUUGGCAUGGAUAUCCUCGGCAAGCCGGGCCACACCAUAGUCCUGCGCGAUCGCAAGAGGAAGAGGAGAGAGCCGCCAAAAGUAGUCGAGGAAGACCAGGAUAAGGGCGAUGGAUCAAUUGCGAACCAGCUCAACCUCGAGGGGAGUCUAGAAGACCAGGAUCGGGAUAUCACGGUCGAAGAAGCUCGGCGAAACAUCGAGGAACUGCGGCCGAGCGAGUCGCGCGACCUGCUUGCGCGGGAGUUCGAUGAGCUUCUUAAUACCCUCCUCGACGGCUUUACCACGGCGCAGUUGGAGGACUACAUGUCUUCAUCGAUAGCCAUUAAGGCAGGCCCAAGAGAUGUGCCUUUGUCGGAUAAGAAGAGGCGGGACGUGGUGAAGCAGGUUACGGGGAGCCUGGGGACAAAGUUGAGGUAUCCAAUUCCACCACGAUACCACUGGAUCAAGAAACAGUACUCCUGGGUGCCGCCGUUGGAUUAUUAUUGGGGCAGCUCGGCGAAGGAGAAGAUUGCGUUGAUUAUAAUGCGCAUGUCUUGGCGUCUUCAGGUCAUGGAAGAGACGCCGCAUAUCGGUGAGGUCGAGCUCAAGGUUGAUAGCUCGACUCUCAACUUUCUUCUUACGGAAAACCGAACCAUGAAUACCAUCAACAGGCAUCUUGGCGACGGUGCCGGCAUCAAGGCCGUACCCGACAAGGAGAGACUGCACAUCUUUGCCACCAGGUCGAAGUAUGAAACAGUUCUCGCUCAAUUGGACAAGUUUGUCUCCAAGAUCCGGCACUCUACUAUCCCAAUGUCAGGUUUGGGUUCCAAGAGACUUAGUAAAGAGGACCUCCGUCAACUGAGCAUCUUGACCACCACAUGGCUUGAGUAUGGUACCGGUUCAAAAGUGAUCCACGUUUUCUGGCUCCAAAAUGAGAAGCGCCCGGACUCCGUUGAGUCGACUAAGGAUGUCAUCUACCGCCUUCUCUCCCAUGCGACGCAGCAACCUGGCCUCACGAGACCGUCCUUCGACAUAAUUUACGAUGAGACCAAGAUCAAGGAACGUGACCUUUUGCUCCUCAGGCUUUGGGGCGACAACCAUGAGCUACCAUGGGACAAACGAUACCAUGUGUGGUCUAGACUUGUACAUCCAGCGCUGCCUAAGCCGGCCUAUGAACAACCGGUUGUUGAGGAAGAGGUACCAGCGGAAGAGGGUGUCGGUCCAGCGUCGGAGACCCAGACGGAAGAUAGUUCGACAACGUCCGUCGUGUCUGAAGACUCUGCCCUCCCUGCCUCGACAGAAGCAGCGCAAGAUGAAGCCACCACGAUCACGCAGGCUAACUUGGACAAAGAUACGGACGAGCCAUCCACGGCUGCAUUCAAGCUGCCCGCCAUACGUUGGGCUGCCGCCGAUAACGCCCCAGAAGGAUGGCACCCACACACUACCAGCACGUCUGCCACAUUCGGCCACGUCCUUUACCCUUAUACCUCAUCCGAGCCCUACACACCCCUCAAAAAGGGCGAUUUCCCCACCAAGCUCCGCCCCGUCUCCCCUCCACCCUCCGCCUUAACAUCUCUACAAGUCCCACCCUCCUCCGCACCCAACGAGACCACCACCAAGAUCAUCCUCCGCUUCGUCCCCCACCCGGAACUCCCCAAGCCCGAACGAGAAGUCUGUCCCGACCUAGAAUUCCACCUGCGCAUAGAGCCCUCCCAGCUCUCGGGCCCGCUAUCCUGGCCCUCAACCACCAAGCGGCUCUUCGCCGUCAACGAGCGCAAGGUCAGCCAGGUUCUCCUCCCCGGCUCUCCUGUCGACGCCGAAAUCACACAAUCCAUCAUGCACGAGAUCCGGGCUGAGGCCCUCGAAGCCUCCGAGCCCCUACGCACUUUCUUCGACCUUUCCAAGCUUGACCUCUCAACGGGGACUCUCCUGACACCUCCUUCACUCUCCCUGCCCAUCCCCACAAUGUUCAUCCGCCGUCGCACGGAGAGUGACGAUCUCUCCACCACCUCGGGAUCGAACCUCACCGACACGACCAAUGCCAAAUUCCUCUUCGCCGGCCUAGAGCUCCACACCGAAUCCUCCCUCCCUUUCCACGGCCACACCCUCCGCUACACCUCCGUCGAAGCAGGCCACCACGCAGGCCGCAGCGCCCAGCUCUCCCUCGACGCAAGUCCCUCCACCACACAAACCACUACCACCACCACCACCACUUCUACUACCACCGGCGAUGACAUCUCCCCCGACCCAGAAGACGCCGCCAACAACCUGCCCGUCAGGUCCUAUCUGAAAGAGGUCCUACAGGUCGCCAACGGGAGGUAUUUCCCUUGGAUCGGCUCGAGGCCCGUUGAGCAUGUUGCUUCGGCGGAUGAGUUGGCGGCUUGA
Molecule: messenger RNA, 2721 nt
Organism: Scedosporium apiospermum
Lineage: Eukaryota; Fungi; Ascomycota; Sordariomycetes; Microascales; Microascaceae
Exons: 3
Coding region: 1-2721 (906 amino acids)
Cellular component (GO): mitochondrial inner membrane
Source: RefSeq, a predicted model, not a curated record